Molecule: messenger RNA, 855 nt
Organism: Leptomonas pyrrhocoris
Lineage: Eukaryota; Euglenozoa; Kinetoplastea; Trypanosomatida; Trypanosomatidae
Exons: 1
Coding region: 82-855 (257 amino acids)
Source: RefSeq, a predicted model, not a curated record
AGUCGUGGUAGUAGUCGAAUUAUUAUUAGUUGCUUUUCUUACUAUUAGUAUCAUUAUUGGACACCACGCAUUACUAUUGUUAUGCGUUGCACGGCUGCUCUCUGUCGUCGCGCCACGCUCGCGGCGGCGGUGCCACCCAACUACAGCAACACGCCUUAUAAAAAAGACAGCGAAGCCGAAGGGAAGCGGUCCAACGCCAACAAGAAUCGCGGAAACACGAGUAGCACCGCGACCCCCUUCGCACUUGUCGCCCCGAAGCUGAGUAGCACGCCGGGCACCACCUUCAUCGACCCGAACUCCACCACCGUCGCCACAAGCUUCAACAACAACGACCAAAUCAAGUCCUUUCGCCAGCGCGUCUGCGCGGCGACGGACGUAUCGAUGCGGCCGUUGCUGCUGCUGCUGCUGGAUACGCAGGCGGGGAAGGCGGUCGACGACGGAGAGGCCGCCGCUCCUCGGACCCCGGUGGGUGCGCGCGGGGCGAUGUACGGUGAGGUGCUGCAGCACCUCUCCUGCCGCUGGGCGGCGAAGUUCUACGGCAAAGUGACGUUUGCCCCUCGCAACUACCCCUACCCGUCCUCGCGCUGGCUGGCCCGUCGCUUUCAGAUGAAGAAGCACCGCAUCCUCAAGCGCUUCCGCUUUCGCCGCUACAAGCUCGCCGCGGUGGCGAAUUUGCCCUUCGCAAAAAUGAUUCGCGUGGGGAUGCUGCCGGAGCUGAAGAGCAGCAAGACGAAGAAGGGCGACGCCGUUGACGGCGGGCUGUCCUCGCAGUUGGUGAGUGUGGCGCGUAGCUCUUCGAGUGGGGGUAAGUCGAAAGGCAAGCGGACGCGUCCCAAGUCAAAGUAUCAGGUGUAA